Molecule: messenger RNA, 1074 nt
Organism: Cylicocyclus nassatus
Lineage: Eukaryota; Metazoa; Nematoda; Chromadorea; Rhabditida; Strongylidae
Source: the annotation of a GenBank genome assembly
AUGGAUUUGUUGGAAGAGAUUGUGAAAAGAUUUGACCGCAUUGAGAAGGAAUUGAGAGAAGAUCAAUCAGAGAAGAGGGACAGUGUUAGCAGACCAUUCAAGGGUGAGUCCGACAAAGCGGCAAAUAGGACAUUUGAUAAAGGAAUAAAGGAAAAUGCUUCACAAGAGAAGAGGGUCAAACAAACGAUGAAUGCUAUGGACGAAAUCGCGAAUCGAGUGGAGCGCCUCAAACGAGAAUCAAGAAGCAUUUUAGAGGACAAGAAAGACAAAACUAUGGUAGACAAGAUUGCAAAUCGAUUGGAUCGCAUGGAAGGGCAACUAAGGAAUGCUCCAUCAGAGAAGAUAAACAAAAGUGUGGUGGACGAAAUGGCAACUCGAGUAGAGCACAUAGAAAGAAAAAUUGAGGAGAAUACUCGACAGGAGAAGGAAUUUAAAACCAUGCUUAUGAGUGUGCUGGACGGGAUUGCAACUCGAGUAGAGCGCAUAGAAAGUGAAGUGAAAGACGGCUCACUCGGGACGAGAGACGAAGUCCCGCUGAAGAGCAUGCUGAAUGAGACUGCAAACCGAGUAGAGCGCGUAGAAAAGGAGAUGAAAGCUGUUUUAUCGAAAAAGGGAGACAAAUGUGCAGUGGACGACAUUGCGCACCAGGUGGGACGUAUGGAAAAGGAAAUGAUGGGUGUGAUAGAAGAGAUUGAAAAUCGAAUUGAGAACAUAGAAAGUGAAAAGAUGGAUGUACUCCUCAAAAAGGCAGAAAAAUUCUCGUUGACAAGCGUGCUUGACGAGGUGGCAAAACGAGUGGAGCGGAUUGAAAGGGAAUUGAGGGUCGUUUUACAGGAGAAAGAAGAUAAAAGCGCGGUGGAGGAUAUCACGGACCGAUUAGAGCGUAUGGAAGACGAAAUAAAGAGUCAAAUAGAUGAAACUGCAACUCGAGUAAAGCGUAUGGAAAGAGAGUUGAAUAUGAAUAAUUCAAAUGAGAAGAGAGAUCAUAUUUCGCUUAUGAGUGUGAUGGAUGUGAUGGAUGAGAUUGCACAUCGAGUAGAGCGCAUGGAAAGUGAGAUCAGCAUGAUGAAAUAA